CUUCAUCUUAACAAUUCGCCAGGUAGAAACAGGCGAAGAAGACUUUGGCGAAAAAGAUACACAACGUACAACUCUUUCACCUGGAGGCUGCAGAAUAUAAAUUGGAAUGUGCUAUGGCAACAAAUCUCUCAUACAAAAUCAGCAGUUUACCUUCAGUUUUGGAUCAUUAUAAGAACAAGAAUGAAGACGUGCAGAAGAAGGAAAUCAAAAAAAGAAAACCAACAAAUGCUAUAAAAACAUUUGAUGAUGAUCAAGAUGAUGAAGAAAAGACUAAAAAAGAAUUUUUAGAAAAGCGCCAUCUGGAGACAUAUGAAGGAUUGUACAGUUUACGAAACACUUUGUAUUUGAAGUACAUCAACCUGCUGAGAAAAAAAGUUCAAAAACAGCAUAGCGAAAUGCAGAAAUGGCAUAAAGCACCUGUAAAACAGCAGAAUACAGGUGACCUGAAAAAAGGUAUCCCAGUACUCCGGAUCCCUUAUUGUAAGCUCUCCAGUGAUGAUCAGUAUCUGGAAAACAUCCCCAAAUCCAAAAAUUAUUUGAUCAUAAGCCUGGAAAAUGAAUUAGCAAAAUCUGGGAUCCUCAAAAACAAAAUUGAUCAUGAACAUUUCCACCAACUGAUACAUCCUAACAUGGGCAAUUUGAAAGAAACACUCCAGGAUAUCAAAUCAAAAGUGACCUCAACAAAGUCAUUCACUUCGUUACAUAUAAGGAAGCCAACCAUUAUGCUGGAAAGAAGAACUAAAGAACAAAGACAAACAAUAAAAAAUUCAGUACCGGUGACAGGACAUCUUCCAAAUAAAGAGAAAAAAACGAACAAAGAAACUAAUGACAUUCUUCCAAAAUUACCGCUGACUGAAUUACUAAUAAGACCAGAAGUGGAGUAUGAGAAAACAGCCCAGAAGUUCACCAGAAAUUUUAGUCCCAGGGAGUCACACAUCUAUAAAGAACAUGUCAUUCAGAUGUAUUCUUUGUCUCUCUGCAACAUGGCCUACUCCAGAAGUCUGAUGGAAAAAAGUGGCCUAUUUUCUGACUUUGAAGAUGAGAGCAACAUUCAUGAUCUGCUGAAAAAUCUGUGCCAAGGUGAGGAUGAACAUGCAGAUGUCCUUCAGAAAAAAGUGAAAAUGACCAAGUCAUCUGAUGGUCAGCACAAGAAAACCCUUAAAUGUAAAAGAAACAGAGAAAGCAGUAAAGCCUCAGCUCUGGAUGAAACAGAAGUUAAACAUAACAAUGAUAGUUUUGAUCAUUCCCUGGAGAAUCAGAAAGUCAUAGUACAAGAAAAGGAGCCUCUUUCCAUAGAGGAAGCAAGAGCAAAUUAUCCUUUACUGGAAGCAAAAACAAUUAAGUACUGGACAAAUUACAUCUACUCUUAAAAAGCUCCAGAUGGAAUUAUUUAAUAGUUUUUGCCAUCUGUUGUGGGGUCAUAUGGCAGGAUACCUGUGAACUGGAUGAAUUACAAUCUGGUAUGAGCUAUAUUGAAGUUUAUCAGAUAUGAAGGCAUUUCAAAUAAUUUCCCUAUUUUAAAUACAUUUAUUUCUAUUUCAUUUGCAUCAUGCACUGCUGAUAUGUGAAUGUGCAAUGUAAUGUUACUUAAAAUAUCCAGUUUUGUAAAUAUUAAACAUUGUAAUAAUA
Xenopus laevis (African clawed frog) is the source of this 1629-nucleotide messenger RNA. RefSeq lists its product as uncharacterized. Lineage: Eukaryota; Metazoa; Chordata; Amphibia; Anura; Pipidae. The transcript has 15 exons. The record is from RefSeq and is a predicted model, not a curated record. Bases 114 to 1370 code for a protein of 418 amino acids.